Entamoeba invadens IP1 is the source of this 816-nucleotide messenger RNA. RefSeq lists its product as hypothetical. The transcript has a single exon. Lineage: Eukaryota; Evosea; Mastigamoebida; Endamoebidae. Bases 1 to 816 code for a protein of 271 amino acids. The record is from RefSeq and is a predicted model, not a curated record.
AUGCCAAAGGAACAAAAGUUAAUUCCCGUGUUGAUAGAGAAAGAUGAAGAGUAUAGAAAAGCUGAAAAUGAAGUGAAACUUGCCUUUGAGCAACGCAAAUUAAUUGAUAUGACUUGGAAACAACACAAACAUUUCAAAAAUCAAAGUUUAUAUGACAAAAAGAAACAGGCGGUGGCUGAAAGUCCUGAAUAUAAAAAAGAGGAAGAAGAUAUUCUACAACUGUAUCAAAACAUCGACGAAUUAAUUGUUACAUUAUGUAAUAAUAACACAUCUCUCUUGUCGCGAUAUGCAUAUAUUUAUACACGUUUCAGAGUCGAAGUUGAAGACAUGACUGUGACUCCAGAAAUCGUCGACGUUUUUGUGAAGUACAUUGGCGAGCAAAACAUCUACACGCACCAUCUUGAAGUUUUUCCAAACAAAGAUAAAAUUCAUCAAGUUACAAAGUUGUAUUUCACUUUCAAAAAUUUUCAAGCCGAAGACCUCUUGGACAAGGUCUGUGAUAAAUUUUAUUGGUACUCUUUAUCGGAAUACACUUACCAACAAGAACUCAUGUUGUGUGAAGGAAAAAAGAACCAAAGACUCAGAACAAGAUUUGAAAAUACUCAAGAGAACUUUAAUCAAAUCUUCACUGAUCUUUAUGAGAAGAUCGAAAACUAUACCAAAGAUAAGAAAUUAACAGAUAAGAUCAUUAGAGUUAUUAAAUUCGUUGAAGACACACCUGUUAAGAUGUUCAAAGUAUUAAUUAGCCAAGACUUCGAGCAGUACAUUGACAAGAUCAAAGAAAGUCUUGUGAAAGAUGACUUCUGGGUGGAGUAA